This is a messenger RNA of Labeo rohita (rohu), 1577 nucleotides long. It is a transcript of the gene spata2l, whose product is annotated as spermatogenesis associated 2-like. The record is from RefSeq and is a predicted model, not a curated record. The transcript is spliced from 3 exons. The coding region runs from base 132 to 1205 and encodes 357 amino acids. Lineage: Eukaryota; Metazoa; Chordata; Actinopteri; Cypriniformes; Cyprinidae. Gene Ontology annotation, cellular component: cytoplasm.
GUUUAACGACACAGCAACUCUAAAAAUCUUCACGUGAGCCGAACACGGAAGUGAUGUCAAAAAAGUUUCUCCACAGAGAAACAGCGACGCUCUUCAAAGCAGUUCGUGUUGGACGUUGAACGUUGAUCAGGAUGAAUUCUGCUCAUAAAAAGACAGAGGAUGGUCUCAUCAAUAAGUACAAGUCUAACUUGGAGAGUCGAAUUGAGAAGGGGGAUCGAAGUUUGGUAUGCAGGGAUGAGGACUUCUGUAAGGAAGUCGAGAUGCUCCUUCGCAAUGGCAGUGGCCAGAAGAUACACAGUCUACGUGGUUUAGAUUCACUGGCGGUGAUGGAAAAAUCUCUCUCUGUAUUUCCCUCUAAAACUGGCCAGGUGGGGCUUGAGAAACUUUCCAAGGCCUUUGAAGUGUUGGAGCUCGCUGCGUUAAAUCUUUAUGUCUACCCCUGGAGAAGAGAGUACCGACUGGUGAAGAUGUUUUCAGGUAUGUUCACCCAUUCGAUCAAACCUGCACUCACACUUCAGCAGGCUAAAGAGCUGUUUGGUUUGCUUGGAUAUCAAGUUUCAAGUCUUAAAGGAGAUGAAGAGCUGGCGCUGAACUCCAAACUGGUUCCUGCUGAUUUUCUACUCAGCUUUGCAUGUGGUUUCUUCGCUGCUCGGAUGGAGUGCCAGCUGCUACUUUCUGCCUUGGGAUCUGUGGACAGAGGUCUGGAGUGGGCUCUACAGCUAGUUAAGGAGAGGCAAUUGGGCCUCAGUCUUCAGGUGGCAUUAGAGAACACCAAGAGAAAGUCAGAUGCUGCUAGUGUUUCAGAUACAGUCCUGGCAGGCGGCAUGGAUGCUGAGCUGGAUCUGUACACAGAGCAGGCAGAUGCUUCUCACGUGAUGUCUACUUCUUAUUCACCACCUCACUCUCCUUAUACGCAACCAAAAGAGAUUGUUGUAAACCAGCCUUUACCUAAAGAGCCCUCACAGUCACACUUGGGGAGUAAUGAAGAUGCAAGGCAUAGAAGGUCAUUCAAAGAUCCAGGUAUAAUGGAAAACACAUCUCAUGGUCAAGCUGAAGGUGAUGCCCAGAAACAAGAAGCAUCAAAAGUGAUGUGCAGCUGUGUCAUGCUAAAUCAGUUAUAUAUAUACCACUGUGAGCAGUGCAAAGACAUUCACAGUUCAGUGUGUUCCUGUUAUACAGAGUGCAAAAGAAAGGACACAUUUUAGUGCUAUGCUCACUGAAAGCUGAAGAACUUUAUUUAGCUCAAAACAAGAAUAGCCUGGCUAAGGAAAAAUCGAAAGAUUCCAUGAAGACGCAUUAUUGUGUGGAUGGUUCUACUUCUGAUUCAUUUUUAGUGUGCUAUGACUGCCAGUGUAUUCAUGACCACACCUGUAAUGAUAUUAAAAAGUGCAAUGUAAACCACAAUGUGAAGCCAACAGGAAAAUUGCAGCCCCCUCAAGAGAAAACACAAAACCUCAAAAGAGGCAUACAUGUCUUUCUGCUGCACAUCAUAAGCAGUACUCCCAGGAAACAGAUGCUUUAGAGAAACCUUGUGCACCAAUACCGUAUCACAAUUAUUGCUGGAAUGGUAACCAAAA